Molecule: messenger RNA, 253 nt
Organism: Staurois parvus
Lineage: Eukaryota; Metazoa; Chordata; Amphibia; Anura; Ranidae
Source: the annotation of a GenBank genome assembly
GUUGCUGCUUGUUGCCCGAGGCCCCUGCCCAGUGGUAGGUUGCCGCCUGUUGCCCGAGGCCCCUGCCCAGUGGUAGGUUGCCACCUGUUGCCCGAGCCCCUGCCCAGGGGUAGGUUGCCGCCUGUUGACCGAGGCCCCUGCCCAGUGGUAGGUUGCCGCCUGUUGCCAGAGACCCCUGUCCAGGGGUAGAUUGCUGCCUGUUUCCCGAGGCCCCUGCCCAGGGGUAGGUUGCCACCUGUUGCCGCCUGUUGCC